Nelumbo nucifera (sacred lotus) is the source of this 2063-nucleotide messenger RNA. RefSeq lists its product as uncharacterized. Lineage: Eukaryota; Viridiplantae; Streptophyta; Magnoliopsida; Proteales; Nelumbonaceae. The record is from RefSeq and is a predicted model, not a curated record.
UUCAGAAGUAGGCACCCAGCAGGCAAAUAUUUGCCAAACAAAGUAUUAAAAUGGUGAAAACUGAAAAGAAUGACUCGUUUCUGUUCGGACAAAUUUGCCACAUCAAAUGCUGACAUGGAAAGCUUUUGGAUGCCCACCUAAGCAACCUACCAGAGAGAGAGAGAGAUUGAGUAGAAAACAAGCAAAAUAAAAGGGCAGAAAAACCACACUUUUUUUUUUCUCUCGUGUCAAGCAAGCAUAUAUGCCAAGUAGAAGUAUGGAGAGAAAGAAGAUAGACUAAAGCCCCAAAACAGCUCUCCCUAACACACUCCCCUUCGUAUCUUUGAUCCACUAACACGUUUCUUCAUUGACACAUCUGUUGCAAGGUGUCCAUGAAUUAAAAAAGCUUGCCUAAAGAAUCAAGUCUUGUGCUAAAAUAUACUCGGAGCACCCCACUUUAUGGCCGGCCUCUUGUUCCCCACUUCUCUUUUCUAUUUUUUUUAAACAUGCUUCAGCCAUUGCCAUGCUGCUUAUAUGCACCCCAAGUGUUUACAUUGUGGUUUCAGAGGACUCUUCUCAGUGUUCGAACUUCAAACUUCAGGGGGGGCUUGCUGCUUACAGCUUACUGGGUGAUUGGAACAGAAGAAUUUCUCCUUGUUCAAAGCUUUCAUCACAAUUGGCUCCCUUCCUUUCUCUAUGAGUCCAAGAAGACAUUGUUUGAUACUCUGCACUCUUCUUCUCUGCUUUUCCAUCACAGCCACCCUCUUCACUCUCUGUGAUGCUAGAAGAUCAAGGCAACUGUUGAAGCUUGAAGGGUCUGCUCCUGCACGCCCAAGAAAUCCAAUCCUGGAAGCAAUAAAGAAGCUGAAGCUGUCAAAGCAUUUGGACUACUUGAAUGAAGCCUCAGAUCCCUCCAGUUCUCAAACCUAUGAUGUGGGUUCUCCAUUCAACCUGCCACCAUUUGAUUCUUUGGCUCCAAUGCCAUUGCCAGAGAAUGCCCCUCCCUUCUGUGUUUAUCCCCCAUUUACCCCCCUACCUCCUUCCACAAUCAUACCCACCCCAACCAUCUAUUCACAACCACCCCCUCCACCACCUUCUUACAUGAUCCCCAUUUUCCCCAUCCAAAGCCCACCUCCAGGCCCACCUGCCACCGUCCCCAUCCCCAUCCCACCAGAAUCUCAAAGUCCACCAGUCUAUGUUCCUAGUCCCCCAGAAUAUGGGACCACUCCCCCUAGCCCCAUCUACAUCCCAAGCCCACCUUCAGAGUCUUCCCCUAGCCCACCCGAGACAGUGCCCAAUCCACCAGAAUUUGGGCCAAGCCCACCUGAAUACGUGCCAAGCCCAUCUAUCUUUGUUCCUAGUCCCACGGUUUUUCUCCCACCAGUUGUCUUCCCUCCACCAUCCGUGCCACCACCACCCUCCAGUGGCGGAGCCACUUUCCCAAGGUGGUGCGUCGCCAAGCCCUCCGUCCCUGAUCCGAUCAUUCAAGAAGCCAUGAAUUAUGCUUGUGGAUCUGGAGCUGAUUGUGAGUCAAUUCAGCCCAAUGGAUCAUGCUUCCACCCAGAUACAUUGUUCGCCCACGCUUCCUAUGCUUUUAAUAGUUACUGGCAAAAGACUAAACUCGCCGGAGGCACCUGUGACUUCGGAGGGACGGCCAUGCUUAUCACAGUUGAUCCCAGCUUUGAUGGGUGCCAUUUCCUCAACGACUGAAUAUUGAUUACCCAGCAACCGUCCAUCCAAAGCAGCUAUAAAUGAAAGGGGAUAGCCGGAGGGCAUGGUCCAUUGCUCCGGGGGUUACAUGAAUAAGACCAUGUAGUAGAGAGAGGGCUCUCUUUUCCUGUUUUCUUCUUGUUGAUCAGUGACCUUAAUAUGAAUUUUGCAGGCUGAGGCACUAAAUUUAUUAUUAUUUCAUUAGGUUGGUUCGAUACAGUUUCUGGUUAUUAGGAUUUUAGCUUUACAUACUUGUAAUCUUCUUCUUCUUCUCUUCUUCCUUGUGUUUCUUCUGUUUCUGCUUCUAUGCAUGGGACUUUACCUCUCUCUGUUUUCAUGAAAUGUAAAAAAUGCAUUGGAAUAAUUUCUGAAUA